Messenger RNA from Brachypodium distachyon (stiff brome), 1590 nucleotides. Its product is annotated as RNA polymerase II subunit 5-mediating protein homolog. The transcript has 11 exons. Lineage: Eukaryota; Viridiplantae; Streptophyta; Magnoliopsida; Poales; Poaceae. The record is from RefSeq and is a predicted model, not a curated record. Bases 60 to 1229 code for a protein of 389 amino acids. Gene Ontology annotation, molecular function: transcription corepressor activity; phosphatase inhibitor activity; chromatin binding. Gene Ontology annotation, biological process: negative regulation of transcription by RNA polymerase II; negative regulation of phosphatase activity.
GACUUUGGACUUGGACUUGCGAGGGCGAGCACUGGCAGCAAAGCGCGACAGCAGCGGCCAUGGCGAAAAAGGGGACGGCGACGCCGCUGGGCGCCGUGUUCUCGCAGGAGGAGACGAGGAGGGCCGUGGCGCGGGUGGCCCAGGCCGUCGCCGACCGCCGCGCCGAGCUCGGCCGCGUACAGGGCUUCUUCGCCGACAACGCCGCCCUCGUCUCCCUCGUCCAGAGGCUCCCCGACGAGCUCUCCCACGAAAUCAUGGUCCCCUUUGGCGGCGCCGCAUUUUUCCCGGGGAGUUUAAUCCACACGAAUCAGCUACUGGUGCUUCUAGGGGACGGGUACUACGCGGAUAGGUCAGCGAAGCAGACGACCGAGAUACUGCACAGGAGGGGGAUGGAGUUGGAAGCUCAAAUGGAAGCGAUCAAGGCAACUAUCUCCGACCUUGAGGCUGAGGCCAAGUUCUUCGAGUCCACUGCCGCCGAGGCCUCUGAGGGUCUUGUUGAAAUAAGGGAAGAAUAUGAUGAAGACGCAGAAAUAAGUUCAUCAAAAUCAGAUGCUUCAAGUUCUUAUGGUGGCAUGUCAGAUAAAGACAUGGAACAUGCUCGAAACAUGGCGAGGUUAGCUGAACUUGAAGUUGAAGAAAAUGAAUCUGGAAAUACUUCUGAAGAAGAUGGAGAUGAUGAUGAUGACGACGAAGGUGCUGGAACAAGUGAGGAUGGCGAGGAAAAUGGUGACACAUCUGGUGAUGGCAGUGAGCAUGACAAUGUCAGUUUUAGUGCCUCGGUUUCUGGAAGUGCUGGUAACAAUCAGAGUCAUGGAAGUACCCAGCUGAAGAGUGCACUGAAGAAGCUAGGAGGAAAGGAUAUGCUAAAAGGUGCUUCUCUUGCACCAUCAGCCAGCACCUCUAAAAUAAACUCUGAAGUUCAGGUUCCUUUUAGAAAAGCUGUUUCUUUUAAAGACGACAACAGGCAUGUAGUUAGUUCGUUGAAAUCUCCUUCCUUGCCACAGGAUCCAAAUUAUCCUGCAGUAUCUCAGCUUACUUCAGACAGAGCUCCAUCUCGUGAUCGAAAUAUAAUAUCAAGUCGACAAAAGGCAUUCACAGGAUCUAUUGUUGAACAUGAUGACAGUCUUUCAGCAAUUCAACCACCAAGAAGUAAUGAUAGUGGGAAAGCUGUUAGCGAUGCUCCUUCAAGGCCUGUAUCCAGAUUCAAGAUGCAGAAGGGAGGGCGUUGAGUCUUGCCUCUUUGACACUAGAAUGAAUACAGAUUCAUCUACAAGUCAAAGGCAACAGCUGCAUUGACACCAUGCCACAUCAAGACGGUCUUUUUUUCUGCCGCAGCCAUUGAGUUUUUGUCACUGCGCGAGGAAGGGGAAAACUAUAGAUGCGCUGAACGUAUGGCACUAGCUUUAAGGGCUGAUAUUGAUAAGAUUUCUGUAUCUUUUUAGGAUUAACAGUGCUGCCAACAAUGACAUUGGUGGAAACUUCUCCACGAAAGAUCAGCUCUAUGAUAUCAGUUCGUCUAAGCUGUUGAGCACCUCAAACUGACUUUGCAAUUGCCUGUAUGGAAUGGGACACCUGACAUUAAUUGGCAAA